Messenger RNA from Notechis scutatus (mainland tiger snake), 1795 nucleotides. NCBI's taxonomy places the organism in Eukaryota, Metazoa, Chordata, Lepidosauria, Squamata, Elapidae. The record is from RefSeq and is a predicted model, not a curated record.
UUUCCGAGUUCCUUAGAUUAGAGGGAGGUGUGGGUUCCAGGUGGGCUGGGAAAAGUGGGUUUUAAUAUUUAAUUAUAGUUAUGGGGAAGAAACAUAAGAAGCAUAAGGCGGAAUGGAGAUCAACAUCUGCCCCGAGUGUUACUGCUACUGGAACUGGGGCCAGUGCUUACGACGAUUAUAUGGACAAACCUUUGGAAAAGCCAUUGAAAUUGGUGCUAAAAGUUGGAGGUAGUGAAGUGACUGAACUUUCAGGAUCAGGACAUGAUUCCAGUUAUUAUGAUGACCGAUCAGAUCAUGAGAGAGAGCGACAUAAGGAAAAGAAAAAGAAAAAGAAAAAAAAAUCAGAGAAAGAGAAAGAAAAGCAUCUUGAUGAAGAGGAAAGGCGAAAGAGAAAGGAAGAGAAGAAAAGAAAAAGAGAGAAGGAACAUUGUGAUACUGAGGGUGAAAUGGAUGACUUUGAUCCAGGAAAAAAAGUGGAGGUUGAUCCACCCUCUGAUCGUCCAGUCCGGGCCUGUAGAACUCAACCCACAGAAAAUGAGAGCACACCUAUUCAGCAAUUAUUGGAACAUUUCCUUCGUCAGUUACAGAGGAAGGAUCCUCAUGGUUUUUUUGCUUUUCCAGUUACGGAUGCUAUUGCUCCUGGCUAUUCCAUGAUAAUAAAACAUCCUAUGGAUUUUGCUACCAUGAAAGAAAAAAUUGCAGCAAAUGAGUACAAGUCAGUAACAGAAUUCAAGGCAGAUUUUAAACUGAUGUGUGACAAUGCAAUGACUUACAACAGACCAGAUACCGUGUAUUACAAACUGGCUAAAAAGAUUCUCCAUGCUGGCUUUAAGAUGAUGAGCAAAGCAGCUCUUUUGGGCGAUGAAGAUCCAGCUGUUGAAGAUCCAGUGCCCGAAGUUGUUCCUGUGCAUGUAGAGACUACCAAGAAAUCCAAAAAGCCAAGUAAAGAAGUUAUUAGCUAUAUAUUUGAACCAGAAGGAAAUGCAUGCAGUCUGACAGACAGCACAGCGGAAGAACACGUCCUGGCCUUGGUAGAGCACGCAGCAGAUGAAGCACGAGAUCGGAUCAACCAGUGUCUACCAAAUAGCAAGUUUGUACUCAAUAAUCUAAUGUGGUUGACAGGUAAAGUAAAGAAAGAAGUUGAUCAUGAUGACAAUCACUUACACUUGGAUGAAACAACUAAAUUAUUACAAGACCUUCAUGAGGUACAGACCGACCGAAUAGGAUCCAGGCCUUCUUCCAACCUUAGUUCCCUCUCUAAUGCUUCUGAAAGGGAACAACAUCACCUAGGAAGCCCAUCUCACCUAAGUAUAGGAGAACAGCAAGAUAUGGUCCAUGACCCCUAUGAAUUUCUUCAAUCUCCAGAAUCUACAAAUGCCAAUAAUUAAUCUCAGAUAUACUGUACAUAUUAACUGUAUAACAGUUAAUAGAAUCCCAUGAAACAGUACGCAUUCUAACCCCAACCUUCAAAUAAGAAUUAAUGUUUAGUAACAUGUAUACAUUUUGGUCGGAUAAAAAACGUCAUGGUAUUUGUACUAUCAGAAACUAUAUUUUAACAGUAUGUACAGUGGAUCUGAAGAAGUUUCAAAUUAUGUACUUUAAAAAGAAACUUGUUUAAUUUUAUAAAAAAUGGUUAACCGGCUGUUUAUCAUGUUUUUGAUUGUUACACAUACUUGGUGUACAACUGUAGCUAUAUAGAAAAUUUGCUAGUGUAAAUUUAUUUCAUUUGUAAUGUAAGUUUUAGAAAUAAGAUAGUUUUCGUAUUUUCCCUCCUGUCAGUUUUUCAUUGUCAAGA